ACAGUUGAUAUUCUGUGCCCUGGCCGUGCUCGCCGAGGAACGUAAACCCAUUGAGUGUUUGGAUGCUUUUGGGGCCACUGGUAUAAUGGGACUGCAGUGGGCCAAGCACCUCCAGAGUUCUGUGAAAGUCACAAUUAAUGACUGCAAUGAAAAUUCCGUGACAAUGAUUAAGGAAAACUGUCACUUAAACAAAAUGAAGGUGAAGCUGAACACGAAGGAGGAGGACCAUGUUGAAGCCAUGGGAGAUGGAGAAGAAAGCACUGACAUCAUCGAGGUGACAAAAAUGGAUGCCAAUGUGAUCAUGCAUUUGAGAGCAUUUGAUUUUAUCCAUCUGGACCCCUAUGGAACUUCUGUGAACUACCUGGAUUCUGCCUUCAGGAAUGUGAGGAACCUUGGCAUUGUGUCUCUGACAUCCACAGACAUCAGCUCUCUGUAUGCAAAGGCUCAGCACGUGGCCCUGAGACACUAUGGGGGCACCAUUGUCAGAACAGAGUACUACAGGGAGCUGGCAGCUAGAAUUGUCAUUGCUGCUGUGACAAGAGCUGCAGCUCGCUGUAACAAAGGCAUUGAGGUGCUGCUGGCAGUAGCCCUGGAACACUUUGUGCUGGUGGUGGUCAGAGUUUUGCGGGGCCCAACACCUGCGGAUGAUUCGGCCAAGAAAAUCCGAUACCUCAUCCACUGCCAGUGGUGUGAAGAGAGGAUCUUUCAGAAAGAGGGGAACAUGCUAGAAGAAAACCCUUACCAGCAGCUGCCCUGUGACUGCCAUGGCAGUAUGCCUGGGAAGACAGCAGUGGUUCUGGGUCCUCUCUGGUCAGGAGCUCUGUUCAACACUGGAUUCCUCAGGAGAAUGCUCGUGGAGGCUGUGCAGUAUGGCUUGGAUGAGACUCAGCCCCUGCUGAAGACGUUGGUUUCCGAAGCAGAGUGCACAACUUUAAAACAUUUUACUACCCCCAGUGCUGGUGAUGAGAACAAACAAGAAGAGUGUGGAGUAUAUAUUAAAACACCGAAAGCUUCUACAGAAUCCUACUUGGUACCUGGGAAGAGAAAAACUGAGGAGGUGCUUCGCAGUGCAGUGAAGAGGCAGAAGGCUGAGCACAGUGCUGAGCACCCUGCGUUCUACUACAACAUCCACCGGCACAGCAUCAAAGGGAUGAACAUGCCAAAGUUAAAUAAGUUCCUGACCUAUCUGUCCGACGCUGGAUACAGAGUGAGUCGAACCCACUUUGACCCCAUGGGGGUUCGCACCAACGCACCCUUGGCACAGUUUAAG
Molecule: messenger RNA, 1270 nt
Organism: Acanthisitta chloris (rifleman)
Lineage: Eukaryota; Metazoa; Chordata; Aves; Passeriformes; Acanthisittidae
Gene: TRMT1L
Product: tRNA methyltransferase 1 homolog (S. cerevisiae)-like
Exons: 9
Biological process (GO): tRNA N2-guanine methylation
Cellular component (GO): nucleus
Molecular function (GO): RNA binding
Source: RefSeq, a predicted model, not a curated record